Brienomyrus brachyistius is the source of this 1353-nucleotide messenger RNA. Its product is annotated as histamine N-methyltransferase-like. The record is from RefSeq and is a predicted model, not a curated record. Gene Ontology annotation, molecular function: N-methyltransferase activity. NCBI's taxonomy places the organism in Eukaryota, Metazoa, Chordata, Actinopteri, Osteoglossiformes, Mormyridae. The transcript has 6 exons. The coding region runs from base 1 to 879 and encodes 292 amino acids.
AUGACUUCUCCUAUGAAGAGCCUUUCAUUAGACAAUGAAAGGUUCCACAAGUGCUUCCGGAUUUCCCGUCAGGUGGCUUCGGAGCAUCAAGCUAUGUAUAAAUUCAUUCGUGAGAAUCUUCCUGGCAUCCUUGCAAGCACUUUGGAGGGCAAGACUACCUUUGAUGUUGUUUCACUUGGGAGUGGUACAGGGGAGGUGGACCUGGAGAUACUUUCACAGCUGCGUAAGGUUUUACCAGAUGUGAAGGUGGACUGUGACAUGGUGGAACCCAGUGAGCCGAUGCUGGAGAAAUGCAAAGAACUUGUGUCAGGAACUCCCAGCUUGGACAAUGUAAACUUCACGUGGAAUCAGAUGACUGCCUCUGAGUUUGAGAAGCACUGGAGAGACAGACAGCCAGAGAAGAAAUUAGACUUCAUUCAUAUGAUUCAGAUGCUGUAUUAUGAAGCCAAUCCCGCUGCCACUGUCUCGUUUUACCAGAGUCUCUUGAAUAAGGAUGGAAAGCUUCUCAUCAUACUUAAUUCUGGAGAGUGCGGAUGGAGCAAGCUGUGGCGCAUUUAUGGGAAUGAGCUGUAUCGCAGAGAAUUGAAGCUGACUCUCACUGCGGCAGACAUCAAGCGCUACCUCACUGCCGAAGGAAUCAGUUUUGAAGCCUUUGUGUUGCCUUCGACAAUCGACGUCACAGACUGCUUCAUCCCUGGUGAUGAGAAUGGGGAACUGCUACUGGAUUGGCUCACCUCGGUGGUGGACUUCAGACACAGCGCGCCUCCAGCGCUGAAAGCCGGCGUGAUGAACCUCCUGCAUAGCCCUGACUGCAGCACUGAGGUGAAUGGGAGAACUCUAUUUAAUUGUAAUCUGGAGGUUUUGGUUCUAGGCCAAUAAGUGUGGAAGACAAGGAGGGAAGGCAAAAGAGUGAUAUAACCUUCUUAUUCAUGAGUAAACCAAUCAAACACACACACACAUAUUGUGAAGUGGAUUGAGUUGAUUCAUUUAAUAAUAAAUAAUAAAAUAUUGCUGAGAUUGAUAAAAUAGGCAUAUAGUCUGCUGAAGUCUGCUAAACAAAGAGUGAAAAGAAAAAGGUGAAGCCAAUAGAAGGACAAGAUCAGUCUGGAAAUAACAUUCUGGAUUUGAUACAUGUAACCCAAAAGGUGCAGGUAUUUGGAAAAACUGAGAAGUAUGCUUAGAAUCAGAACUCUUUGUAGUUAGUCAAGUUAAGUCUAGAGGUGAUCCUGUGUGUGUGUUGACCCUUGUAGUUUGGGAGCCAAUAUCAUAUUAGCUGAAGGAAACAGUUUAAUGGCUAAUGGGAAAACAAAAAAUGAUAUGGAGGUGAAAUAAUUUCUGACCAAUGAACAUGAA